GCAUCGGCAUCGCCUGAGUGCAUUUCAGUUUAAUCGGUUCAAGUGAUUUUAAUUAAGAAUCUUUUGUUUUUAUUGGGUUUUGAUUCUUUGAAGUGACGUUAGAAGAAAAAGAAAUGGUUAAUCGGAUACGCCAAGGAAGUUUACUCCUUUCUGCUUUUUUCGCUGUGACAGUGAUGGGAUUGGACACGGACACUUAUUUUCCCGAGAGCAAAGGAAAUUUGACGAAAAUCACAUGGGCCCAUGCUGUUAAUAAUGCUUCAUAUUUGAAUGAAACACUACAAAACGCAACAAUUAAUAUGAUAGAAGCUGACGUAGUGCUAGGAACAGUGGGAAAGGACAAAACAGUGAUUCCGAUAAUGGCUCAUCCACCAGACAUUACGUCCGAUCUCUCUCUAGAAACUUUCCUGGAACUAGUCAACACAUCGAACAUAGUCAACAAUACCAAGCACGGUAUUAAACUUGAUUUCAAGUCUACCGAUGCCUUCCUAAAUUCUACAGCUUUUAUUAAGAAAUAUGAAAACGAAAGUUUCCCAAUCUGGCUGAACGCCGAUAUCCUGGAAGGUCCAAACACCAACGCCACUCCUGUCAACGACACCCAGUUCUUUGCCGCCGCUAAAGACUUCAAAACGGCAACAUUGUCAGUGGGAUGGACCACAGGAUACAACGAGACAAACAACACUGGUUCCUAUUCCGACGAUCAAAUAUCAAACAUGCUGAAUAGUAUUAAAACCAAUAACGUGUCUGAUCUCUCGUUCACAUUCCCUGUCAGGGCAGUUUACGCUGCAAACAGUACAGCAAAUUUGACAACAUUGUUAGAAGGAGUUUCUGGUUCUACGCUCACCAUCUGGUCAGGGGAAGAUGAUAAGGUCAACGUAACGAAUUUAAGAAGUUUGCUGGAAAAAGUUAAGUUAGGCAAGACUUAUAUUGAUGUUCCUGAGGCGCUUUUGAACGAAAUCCACUUGGAUACUAUAAGUUCAGCAAGCCUGAGCAGUCUUAGCUGGGUGACUAUGGGAGUGAUGCUUCUGUUUACUUUUAUUUUCAGAUUGUAAAGUUGUUUAAUUUAGAAGUUGAGUAUAAUAAAUAUUUUUAUUCGA
This is a messenger RNA of Sitophilus oryzae (rice weevil), 1094 nucleotides long. RefSeq names its product protein FAM151B-like. The record is from RefSeq and is a predicted model, not a curated record. The coding region runs from base 114 to 1049 and encodes 311 amino acids. The transcript has 5 exons. Lineage: Eukaryota; Metazoa; Arthropoda; Insecta; Coleoptera; Curculionidae.